Arachis duranensis is the source of this 1230-nucleotide messenger RNA. RefSeq names its product pentatricopeptide repeat-containing protein At3g18020. The transcript has a single exon. Gene Ontology annotation, molecular function: protein binding. The coding region runs from base 1 to 1230 and encodes 409 amino acids. Lineage: Eukaryota; Viridiplantae; Streptophyta; Magnoliopsida; Fabales; Fabaceae. The record is from RefSeq and is a predicted model, not a curated record.
AUGUGCAGUUUUUUAUUAAUUUCACGUGAAGUUAGUACAGAACCUGUUCGACCAAAUGCCCCAAAGGAGCCUCUGUCCAUUGGCUCAUCGCGUGUCAAUGCAAUACAAUCACGCACCACCACCUUUCUCAUCCAUAGUAAAUCCAAACCCUUCUUCGUUCUCCCCUCUCUUCCAUUCUCAACCACCAUCCACAACCACACCAUUCAACAUGGACAACACCACCACUCCACCACCACCUUCCACAACCGCAACCUUGCCGCCAUCAUCCACUCCCUCUGUGACGCCCACUGUUUCGAUGAAGCCCACAACAUCUUCUCCCUCUUCCUCUCCUCCGGCUUCCUCCCUGACCACCGCACCUCCAACGUUCUCCUCUCCCGCCUCCUCCCCUCUCGAACCCCGCACCGAACCUGGGCUUGUGCCCUUUCUUUGAUCCAAGCUAACCACGGCUUCGUUCCCUCCAUUGUCACCUAUCACCGCUUAAUGGAUCACUUUUGCAGGUUUGGUCAACCCCGACAAGCUCACAUACUGUUCUUCGACAUGAAGGGUAGAGGGCAUUGCCCCAAUGUGGUUUCUUAUACUACUCUCAUUAAUGGGUACUGCUUAAUUGGUGGAAUUGGUGAUGCCCGCAAGGUGUUUGAUGAAAUGCUUGAUAGUGGUAUUGCGGCAAAUUCUUUGACUUAUAGUGUUUUAGUCGGCGGGUUUCUUAGGAAGAAGGAUAUAGAUGGAGUAAAGGGAAUGAUGUGCCAGUUGUGGGAAAAGAUGAGGGUUGAAAGCGAGGCUUCGAUGAAGAUGGCAGCCUUUGCGAAUCUGGUUGAUUCUCUGUGUAGGGGAGGGUUCUUCAAUGAAUUGUUUAGGAUAGCCAAAGAGUUUGCAUUAGGGGGCAGUUUGUGUGAGGAUGUUGCAUAUGGACAGAUGAUAGAUUCACUCUGCAAGGUUGGGAGGUAUCAUGCGGCUGCUAGGAUUGUGUAUAUAAUGAGGAAGAGAGGAUUAGUUCCGAGUGUAGCAUGUUAUAAUUAUAUUAUACAUGGGCUUAGCAAGGAUGGUGAUUGUAUGAGAGCUUAUCAGUUAUUAGAGGAAGCUGAAUUCGGAUUCUUGCUUUCUGAGCAUACCUACAAGGUGUUGGUGGAAGCUCUUUGCCAAGUGCUGGAUGUGGACAAGGCAAGGAAAGUUCUUGAACACAUGCUAAGUAGGGAAGGCGUCGACAAGACUAAGAUUUACAACACUAUUUAA